Molecule: messenger RNA, 1382 nt
Organism: Raphanus sativus (radish)
Lineage: Eukaryota; Viridiplantae; Streptophyta; Magnoliopsida; Brassicales; Brassicaceae
Product: probable WRKY transcription factor 57
Exons: 4
Coding region: 165-1055 (296 amino acids)
Biological process (GO): regulation of DNA-templated transcription
Molecular function (GO): sequence-specific DNA binding; DNA-binding transcription factor activity
Source: RefSeq, a predicted model, not a curated record
AAGAAAAAAAUAUCUCGAGAGAAAAAGACAGAGUCUGAUCGGUGUUUGACGAGACACUGCACUUUACCGUUUAACUCUUUUCUUCUCUCUCUCUCUCUCUUCCAAUCGCAAACAAACCCUAGCUUUCUCUCUCUUCCUCUCUUAUCAUCUCUCAAGAUUUUACCAUGACUGAUCCUGAAGAUCCCGAUCUGAGCAACGACGACUCCGCUUGGAGACGACUAACAGCUCCAGAUUCUGUCUUUUUCGACAGAGACACUUCCAAUAUCCUCUCUGACUUCGGCUGGAACCUCCACGAUUCUUCCUCCGAUCAUCAUCACAAUCUCCCUUUCGGUCCCGGUUUAACACCAACCUCCGGUGUCCCACCUCCAGUCGCCACCACAGCAACGCCUGACCCCAUUCCAGCUUCUCCCCGUUCCUCAUCCGUCGCCGCCGCUGCUUCUUCUGUUGUCUCGACCUCUAAUAAUCCUUCGGCCACCUCCAGUUCAAGCGAGGGUCCAAUGGAUAACUCAUCAACGAAAACACCGGAGGCACCAAAGAAGGAGAAGAAGCAGGCUCAGAAGCGGAUCCGGCAACCACGAUUCGCAUUCAUGACCAAGAGUGAUGUAGAUAAUCUUGAAGAUGGAUAUCGAUGGCGUAAGUAUGGACAGAAAGCUGUCAAAAAUAGCCCAUUUCCAAGGAGCUACUAUAGAUGCACGAACAGCAGAUGCACGGUGAAGAAGAGAGUGGAACGAUCAUCUGAAGAUCCAUCGAUAGUAAUCACAACAUACGAAGGACAACAUUGUCACCAAACUAUUGGAUUCCCUCGUGGCGGAAUCCUCACAGCUCAUGACCCACAUAAUUUCACAUCCCAUCAUCAUCAUCAUCAUCCCCCUCCUCCAUUGCCAAAUCCUUAUUACUACCAAGACAUCCUUCAUCAGCUUCACAGAGACAAUACAUCUUCACCCCGAUUACCCCAAUCUACUACUGAAGAUGGACCUGAUGCAGUAUCGUCUAUUCAUCCGUCAGAAGAAGGUUUACUUGGUGAUAUUGUACCUCAAACCAUGCGCAAUCCUUGAGGUGCCAUUAUAGCAAAUCAUCAUAAUCUUGGUGACAGUAGCUAAGGAGGUGCUAACUCAUUCCAGAAGAUAUUGCAUACCAAAAAAUUAUAUGGCCGAAUGCAAUGUGUUGUAAUCAGAGAUCUCUACAUAUGUUAUUUCAUUGUUGAUCAAAGGUGUCUCAUCACCGGACGGAUGCAAAUUCUUAAGGUAUAUAUGUAUAGUAUAUAAUUUUGAUGUAACUUAACUUUAAUACAUCUGCUGAGUUAUGUGGAUCCAUACCACAUGUAGAUGCAUGUAUGUAUGUGCACUUAAGGGAAAAAUCGUGGAGCAAAUUCCGAUACUUUA